Messenger RNA from Laccaria bicolor S238N-H82, 813 nucleotides. Its product is annotated as ER-to-Golgi transport membrane protein. Lineage: Eukaryota; Fungi; Basidiomycota; Agaricomycetes; Agaricales; Hydnangiaceae. Bases 43 to 333 code for a protein of 96 amino acids. Gene Ontology annotation, biological process: endoplasmic reticulum to Golgi vesicle-mediated transport. The record is from RefSeq and is a predicted model, not a curated record. The transcript is spliced from 5 exons. Gene Ontology annotation, cellular component: Golgi membrane; endoplasmic reticulum membrane; COPII-coated ER to Golgi transport vesicle.
CUUCACUUCCCCCAACUUCCACAAGUUUCAACGCCUGCGACGAUGUUUGGCAUGAUCUUUCAGGUUUCUUUGCUGAUCAUAAACGCAAUUGCGAUAUUGAACGAAGACCGCUUUCUUGCAAAAAUCGGAUGGCUAUCAUCUUCGCGACAAGUCCGGGACGCCAAUACGGGAUUUCAACAGUCCUAUGAUCAGACAACCUAUGGUUCAGGUUCAAGCGAGGUUGGGAUGAAGGAUAGAUUAGUAGAUCUCAUCGGUGCUGUGAGGACUCUUAUGCGAAUACCGCUCAUAGCCAUUAAUACCUUGGUCAUCUUAUAUGAAUUAGUUUGGGGAUAAUGAACUGUCCUUCCCACUGCGAAAUGAUGACUAUUAUCCUCAAUUUAGGCAAGAAGUCCGAAUGUCCCUGCUCUUGGUCUAAUCAUUUCCUAUUGAGCCUUUCAUAUUCUUCCUCAAUUUGUCUUACAAAAUCAUUAACUGUGUGUCCUUUCUCACACUCCUUCCAUGUUCCAUCAUGGACACAGACCUUCCGGCCACUUAUGAGGAUUGUGCAACUUUUUAUUAUCCCCAACUCUUGACCCAGGGAUGCGCUUUCCUUGAGCAGCUGAACUCCCUCUCUUCCCCUUCCACUUCCAUCAAGGCCAGCGCAGUAUCCUGCCCCUCCGUUCUCCCAAUCGAUUCUGGCUGUUUUUGCACAUUUAAGGGCAACAUCCGAAUCGCCAAUAUUUUCGCGGCCUUGAUAGUUUUGGCAUUGAACGAACUCCCACCAAUUUUCCGGGGGCGCAUAUUUCGCGACACAGAGCUGCUGAACAUUUCCAG